GCUUGCUGUCAUGACCGUGAACAUUUGACCUUGAACAGCCGUUUGGGGACAGGUGAGCUGACGAAUGCAUGGGCGAGCAGAACAUGCACUGAAGACAUUCCAGGUCCCAGCAGCACCAUCAGGCCCAUUUCCCUUACUAGGCCCAUUUCCUCUCAGAGUUCGCGCCCGGAGGUUCGAAUCAGUCCAGCACAUAUUUCACACCAUGGACUGGGAAGUACUGCGUAUUUCUUAGACGCGUAUUUCUGUUAGAACGUGUAAGUAGGAGUUUGUGAGUGACUUGCAGGAUCUGUGCUGGUACAGUGCCCACUCUCUUUGCACGCUGACUUGCCUCGUUACCAAACCUCCUGGCAGAAACAGGAACAACUAGACAGACCACAUCUUUAUCGUUACAAUCCCGAAGUCCAACACCACGCCUGCAGCUGUGGGCAGAACCAUGAAGUCACUCCCUCUCUCUCGGUCAUGCAGUUUCCGAGAAACAAAACCAAACUCUGUGUCUGUCAUUGUUAGCAGUAAAAUGGCUGAAGGUGGUGGUUUACUGGGUCAGGACCAGUUGAGCUGUGCGAUCUGUCUGGAUCCACUGAAGGAUCCAGUGACUAUUCCCUGUGGACACAGUUACUGCAUGGGCUGCAUUAAGGACUGGUGGGAUCAGGAUGGUCAUACUGGUGGCUGCAGCUGUCCGCAGUGCACAGAGACUUUCACCCCAAGGCCUGUUUUAAGAAAAAACACAAUGCUGGCUGAAGUGGUGGAGAAACUGAAGAAGAUAGGAUUCCAAGCUGUUCCUCCUGCUCACUGUUACACUGAACCUGAAGAUGUGGCAUGUGAUUCCUGCACUGGGAGAAAGUGCAAAGCCAUCAAAUCUUGUCUGGUGUGUCUGACCUCUUACUGUGAAACUCACCUCCUGCCUCACUAUGAAUCUCCUGCCUUUGAGAAGCACAAACUGAUAAAUGUCACUGGAAACCUGCAGGAGAAGAUCUGCUCUCAUCAUGGCAAACUGCUGGAAUUUUUCUGUCGUACCGAUGAGCAGUUUAUCUGUCAUCUGUGUGUGAUGGAUCAACACAAGGGCCAUAGAAAAACCACUACUGAAGCAGAAAGAAAUAAGAAACAGAAGCAGCUGGGGGCGACCCAGAGCGAAUUCCAGCAGAGCAUACAGGAGAGAGAGAAGGAGCUGCAGGAUCUGAGACAGGCUGUGCAGUCACUCAAGCGCUCUGCACAGGCAGCAGUGGAGGACAGCGAGAGGAUCUUUACUGAGUUGAUCCACUCCAUUGAGAGAAGGUGCUCCGAGGUGAAAGAGCUGAUCAGAGAUCAUGAGAGGGCUGAAGUGAGUCGAGCUGAAGGACUCCUGGAGCGACUGGAGCAGGAGAUUGCUGAGCUGAGGAAGAGAGACGCUGAGCUGGAGCAUCUUUCACACACAGAGGAUCACAUCCACUUCCUCCAGAACUUUAAGUCUCUCUGUGUCCCUGCUGGACCUAGAGACUUACCCAGCUUCACUGUUAGUCCACACAUCUCUUUUGAAGCUGUGAGUAAAUCUGUCUCUGAACUGAAAGAGCGACUGGAGGACAUCUGCAAAGUGGAAUUGUUAUUUUUGUCCCUUUCUGUCUCUGCAGUGAAAAAAGUCCAUACUCUAGAGCCAAUGACCAGAGAGGAUUUCUUACAGUAUUCCUGUCAACUCACUCUGGAACCCAACACAGUGAAUCAGCGCCUCCGUCUGUCCGAGGGGAACAGAAUGGUGACCCACGUGAGAGAGAUCCAGUAUUAUCCUGAUGAUCCUGAUAGAUUUGACUGUUUCCAAGUGCUGUGCAGAGAGGGUCUUUCUGGACGCUGUUACUGGGAGGCUGAGUGGCAUGGGGAUGAAGGGGUUUAUAUAGCAGUCUCAUAUAAAGAGAUCAGCAGGAAAGGUGAGGGUGAUGGCUGUUUAAUGGGACAUAAUGACAAGUCCUGGAGUUUGGACUGCUCUUCUUCCAGUUACUCUUUUUGUCACAACAACACAAUCACUAAAAUCCCUGUUCCCCCUUCCUCCAGAAUAGGAGUGUACCUGGAUCACAGGGCAGGAAGUCUGUCCUUCUACGGUGUCUCUGACACAAUGACCCUGCUGCACAGAGUCCAGACCACAUUCACUCAGCCCCUCUAUCCUGGGUUUUGGGUUGGGCCAGUGGGAUGUUCUGUAAAACUUUGUAAUCUGUAAUGAGAGAGAGAGGGAAGAUGAGCUGUAUUCAAAGUGAUUUAUGAAAUGUAUUCAAGCUCUUAAACAUGUGAUCAAGUAAAUCUGUAACCUGCAAAACAGACAAUAUAGCAAGCUAUAAAUACUGGCAUAAAACAAUACAAAACCUUGGGGACUCAGUGAAAUCCUCUUCACUUCAAGAGCAAUCAGAGUGAACACAGAGCUCUAAUCAAUUAUUAUGAAUGAACGAAUGAAUGAAUGAAUGAAUGAAUAAAUAAAUGAAUGAAUGAAUGAAUGAAUGAAUGAUGAAUGAAUUCAUUCAUUCAUUCAUUCACUCACCAAUUAUUAUAGUUACACUAUCAUAGUUCAGGUAUUUUCAUUUAUCAAACUUAGGGUUUUUAAUCCAUGUUACUACUCGCUAUACAGUGAGUAGUAACAGAACAGCUUAUAUCAUAAACACAAAAAUCAUAUCAUAUAUUUCUUUCAGGGAAAUAGGGUCAUGUAAUAAUCUUUGUUAUUGGCAGAGGUUCACUCAAAUGAAUUCACUCAAGUGAAGUGCUGAAAACAGUGUGAGUGGUAAAAUAGCAGAGGCCAGUGUUUCACACAUAUUCUGAGAAAAUGAACUCUGAACUAAAAUUAUUCUCUGUCACUUUGAGCAGUGAAAUGGCACAAGAGGGGGUUGAAUGAGGUGUGCUUUGUUUGGGUUCACGUGAAAACUUAAAACUUACAACGGUAAAUCUCCAGGAACAGAGUUGGUAAUCACUGACAUACAAAUAUAUAAAUGUGGGAUCUUAUACUUAACUAGGCUACUUUGUCAUGGUUUUUCCGCAUAAGCCACUAUUUUAGAUACAAUUUGUAUAAGCCCGUAUAAAGGUCUCCGGAAUGCAACUCGUCUGGACGUUGCUAUAGUUAAUGAGAACCGUGAAAAAAACAUUUUGGUAGGCUAUAUAUUUCCAUUCCUUAUUACUGCAGUUUAGGAAUGUGUUCAACGUUGCACACAGGACCCAACUUGAACUGGGCCCGUUUCUAGCUUCCUACUGGAUUUAAUCGGUAUGGCUCGUCUAUUGGCUCGCUGAAUCUUUGUAGUCAGACCGGAAAUGGGAAAGGCGGAGAAAUGGUUCUGUUCCUUUGGCGUGUUGCUAACUAGUAACAGUGUGUCGUAUGCACAAGAAAGCGGCAUCAUCUGGAGAAGGAAUUCGGUCAGCCCCAGUACCACUAGCGCUUUUAAAAUGCUUUUCGCUUUGCUCUCAUUCAUACCCUUCCUGUUUAGUUUCGCUGAAACCAAGCAAAAAGAUUUUUAUACUUUUAAAGUUGUAAACAGUAGAGGGAGAUUAAUAUCCUUGGAAAAAUACAGGGGUUCGGUAAGUUUGUAACUUUUCUAAUGGGCGACAACUACAAACUUAAGAGAGCUGGUCAUAUAGCCCCAGCCUACAGUAUACUGGGCAUCCAACAUCUGUGCACGGGUGUUGCAUGUUCCUCUUGUCAGUUAAAAUGUUGCAUUUAUUUUAACAACCAUGCAUGUCCAGUAUUAUAUGUGCUAUUUUAUUAACGUCAAUUUCUCUCUCAGUUUAAUAAAAUACUAAUGAUACCU
This is a messenger RNA of Anguilla anguilla (European eel), 3749 nucleotides long. Its product is annotated as tripartite motif-containing protein 16-like. NCBI's taxonomy places the organism in Eukaryota, Metazoa, Chordata, Actinopteri, Anguilliformes, Anguillidae. Gene Ontology annotation, molecular function: zinc ion binding; protein binding. The record is from RefSeq and is a predicted model, not a curated record. Bases 434 to 2182 code for a protein of 582 amino acids. The transcript has 6 exons.